This is a messenger RNA of Lotus japonicus, 1095 nucleotides long. RefSeq names its product protein TIC 20-I, chloroplastic. The transcript is spliced from 3 exons. The coding region runs from base 160 to 975 and encodes 271 amino acids. The record is from RefSeq and is a predicted model, not a curated record. NCBI's taxonomy places the organism in Eukaryota, Viridiplantae, Streptophyta, Magnoliopsida, Fabales, Fabaceae.
GAGCCGGAACCAGCUGAACAGCGAUACGGUUUUAUCUUCUCUCUCGUUGUUGUUUGAGAUGAGAUGGAAGAGCAGAUAAACCUAACCAUGAAGCGCACAGCGUAAGCUUUCGAAUUCUCUCAACACUGGAGCCACGAACUACAACUGAGUUGACCGAACAUGAUUCGAAACGGAUGCAUUGUGCACCAAGGGUAUGCCCCUCUCAAUACUAGGCCUUGCAGAGGUAGUAGCUCUGUCUUCAGUUGCGCUUCUCAACUGCCUGCUAAGGUUGCUGUUUCAAAUAUCCGGAGUUCAUGGGGACAUAGUUUGGAAAGUAAAUCCUUGGUUCCUCGAGGAAUUGCAUUGUCAAACAUGUCUAGUGCAUCUAGCCUACUUUUAAGUGGGGGUCAAAACCUAUUGUUUCGUACUGUCCCUGUGUUACCACCCAGGGUGCGCAAGUCUUCUAUGGCCCCUCGAGCAGCGAAGGAUGUACCGUCUAGCUUCCGUUUCCCUCCCAUGACAAAAAAACCAAGAUGGUGGUGGAGAACACUAGCAUGCCUCCCUUACCUCAUGCCUUUACAUGAGACAUGGAUGUAUGCAGAGACAGCGUACAACCUGCACCCGUUUUUGGAAUUCUUUGAAUUCUACACAUACCCUUUUCUUAUGGCAAUUGGUAGCCUGCCGAGCUGGUUUCUCAUGGCGUACUUUUUUGUUGCAUAUCUUGGAAUUGUGAGGAGAAAAGAAUGGCCUCAUUUCUUCAGGUUUCAUGUGGUAAUGGGAAUGCUAUUGGAGAUAGCCCUGCAGGUUAUAGGGACUGUGAGCCGUUGGAUGCCAUUGUCACUCUACUGGGGUAAACUAGGAAUGCAUUUCUGGACUGCUGUUUCUUUUGCUUAUCUCUUUACUGUCAUAGAGAGCAUAAGGUGUGCUAUUGUCGGUAUGUAUGCUGAUAUCCCUUUUAUCUGUGACGCUGCAUAUAUCCAAAUUCCAUAUGAUUAAUGAGGAAGAUGUAAAAAGUUUACAUUUCUGUUAAUUGUUGUUGUAUCAGAGUUUUUGUUAAGGGGAACUGAAGAACAAGUAGUCUUUUUAGUAUUUAUUUGAUGUUUAUGAUUUUUCUUA